Molecule: messenger RNA, 681 nt
Organism: Apaloderma vittatum (bar-tailed trogon)
Lineage: Eukaryota; Metazoa; Chordata; Aves; Trogoniformes; Trogonidae
Gene: MAPKAPK2
Product: mitogen-activated protein kinase-activated protein kinase 2
Exons: 7
Biological process (GO): toll-like receptor signaling pathway; vascular endothelial growth factor receptor signaling pathway; response to cytokine
Cellular component (GO): nucleus; cytoplasm
Molecular function (GO): ATP binding; mitogen-activated protein kinase binding; calmodulin binding
Source: RefSeq, a predicted model, not a curated record
AUGCUGCAGGACUGCCCGAAGGCCCGCAGGGAAGUGGAGCUGCACUGGAGGGCGUCGCAGUGCGCGCACAUCGUCCGCAUCAUGGACGUCUACGAGAACCUCUACCAGGGGAGGAAGUGUCUGCUCAUUGUCAUGGAGUGCUUGGACGGCGGGGAGCUCUUCAGCAGAAUUCAAGACAGAGGAGACCAAGCCUUCACAGAACGGGAGGCUUCAGAGAUAAUGAAGAGCAUUGGUGAAGCCAUCCAGUACCUGCACUCGAUCAACAUCGCGCACCGGGACGUGAAGCCAGAAAACCUCUUGUACACCUCCAAAAGGCCCAACGCUGUGCUAAAACUCACGGACUUUGGCUUUGCUAAGGAAACCACCACGCACAACUCCUUGGCCACGCCAUGCUACACGCCGUACUACGUGGCCCCAGAGGUGCUGGGUCCAGAGAAGUACGACAAAUCCUGUGACAUGUGGUCCCUUGGUGUCAUCAUGUACAUUCUGCUGUGCGGGUACCCCCCUUUCUACUCCAACCACGGCCUGGCCAUCUCGCCCGGCAUGAAGAAGCGAAUCCGAAUGGGCCAGUACGAGUUCCCCAACCCAGAAUGGUCCGAAGUGUCGGAGGAAGUGAAGCAGCUGAUCCGCAACCUGCUGAAGACGGACCCGACCCAGCGCAUGACAAUAACGGAGUUCAUG